Chiroxiphia lanceolata (lance-tailed manakin) is the source of this 1556-nucleotide messenger RNA. RefSeq names its product butyrophilin subfamily 1 member A1-like. The transcript has 8 exons. The coding region runs from base 1 to 1296 and encodes 431 amino acids. NCBI's taxonomy places the organism in Eukaryota, Metazoa, Chordata, Aves, Passeriformes, Pipridae. The record is from RefSeq and is a predicted model, not a curated record. Gene Ontology annotation, molecular function: protein binding.
AUGGCCAAGACCUUGUGUGAUGAGAUCACCCCACAUCAUUUCCAGGCCCAGGAUGAUGUUCCAGCGGAGGCGCGGCCCGGCCGGCCCCGGGCGCUGGGGCCUGGCCCCAGGCACGGAAAGGAGCGAGAGAAUGGGAGCUUCACCUGUGCGGACAGUGCCAUGGUGGGAGAUGAGAGGGGAGCCCCGGAACACGCAGAAGAGAAGGACAACUCUAAACCCGGGCAGAUGGAGCUCGUUCAGCCCUCUCCACUCACCGUCACUGCACCCCCCGGCCCCAUCACCGUGGCCAAGGGCGAGGACGUGGUGCUGCCCUGCAGCUUCUCCCCGGGGCAGAAUGCACAGGACACGGAGGUUACCUGGUUUCGGGAGCAGUUCUUGCCCUUUGUGCAUCGCUACAAGUGGGGCCAGGACCAGUACAGGGAGCAGAUGGUUCAGUACCAAGGGCGCACUGAGCUGGGGAAGGACGGCCUUGCCAAGGGCAGCGCGGACUUGAGGAUCUUCCGUGUCCAACUCUCUGACAGAGGGAGUUACACCUGCUUUGUUCAACGUGGCUCAGAUUACGACGAGGCUGUGGUGGAGCUCCAGGUGACAGAUCACUUCUUCCAAGAUGACCAUCCUUGGAUUAUUGCCCUGGGCGUGGUCCUGGCUGCUGUGGUCACUCUCCUUAUUAUCACUGUUUAUCUACUUAAAAUUAAAGGAAAGCAGCAGAAAGAAAUAGAGGAACAAGCCCAGGAACUCGCAUGGAGAAGACAGGCAGUGCCUAUAGAAGAAGCGAACGUGGUUCUGGAUCCAGACACAGCCCACUGUGAGCUUGUCCUGUCUGACAAUGGCAAAAGUGUGACACGAGGGGACACACGACAGGACAUCCCCGACACCCCCGAGAGAUUUAACCCGUGGCGCUGCGUUCUGGGCCGUGAGGGCUUCACCUCGGGGAGACACUACUGGGAGGUGGAGGUGGUGGAGGAUGCAGGAGGAUGGACUGUGGGAAUAUUUAGAGACGGUGCGGAAAGGCAGGGUGAUAUUGAGUUUAAACCAGAGAAAGGCAUCUGGGCAGUGGGGAAACGGCCAGCACUAUUCUUGAAGGCUUACACCUCCUCUAGUCCCACUGAAUUUCCUGUAAUAGAGGCUCCCAGGCGGAUCCGGGUCUCUCUGGAUUAUGAAGAGGGACGGGUGUCAUUUUUCAGUGUUGAUGAGGGGAUUCCCAUCUUUGUAUUUCCCCAGGCAUCAUUUGGGGGGAAAAAAGUCUACCCUUGGUUCUGGGUGGGUGCUGGGACACGUCUGAAAAUAUGUCCCUGAUGAAGAGGAGGCAGUAAGAGAAGGGUCUCCAAGGGUGGAGAUCUCGUUACCUCUCUGCACCUCUGUUCCAUGCUGCGUCUCUCCAAGAUCUUUCUCUGAGGCCAGACAUGCUGUUCUGGUCCCAGUGCAGACCAGUGGGAGAGGCCAUGGCCAAGACCUUGUGUUAUGAGAUCACCCCACAUCAUUUCCAGGUGUGGGGAAAAGGGAUUUUCUCUCCUGCUUCUGAGGGUGUUCCUUACACGUGGAGAGUGGAACCAUUG